AUGGAUACAGACCUUGUCCCCAAUGUUCCAGGGCUUUUGCAGCAUCUAACUGAACAGAGGCAAGCUCUCCUAGAUGCACAGUCCAAGAAGGGUCAGCACCCGAGUGCAACAAAGUCCCGAGACGAGAUAAUAAUGCAGUUCAUGCAUCAGAAGAUGAGCAACAAGCCUCCAGUUGGAUCGCAUGCUGUGCAAACAUCCUUUCUUCCUCCUGCCUACAAUCCUUGUCUCGUUUCAUUGAGGGAACUGAAGAAACUCAUGAUUAAGGAUCUCACCCUCGAGACCCAUCAUCGUGCGUCCUACGUCCUGCUGAGGGCGGUUACCCCGACGGAUAUCAUGGCCGCCAUCAUGGCUAUUGUGGAAGAUGAGAACGGAGAUGUUGUUCUAUUGACGGUCUAUCAUCAUUUGGCAGAACAUUCUCUGGACAGCCUUCUUUGUGAAGGAACAAUCCUGGUUGUGAAGGAACCUUACUUGAAGAUAAACGCGGAUGGGGGGUAUGGGAUCAGAGUUGAUCAUUUUUCCGAUAUCAUGGUUAUUCCAGAGCAAAAGGACCUUGUUCCGUUAGCUUGGAGAGAUAGGGCAACUGAGAUUGAACUCACUGCCAGCGACUGGAAAAUCAAGGGCAAUGAACUGUUUCAAAGGUCCCGCUAUCGUCUUGCUAUCCAGUGUUACUCUGACGGCUUAGAGUCUGCUCCCACGAACGAAGAGGCAUUGAUUCUUCGACUCAAUCGCGCGCUCGCUUCGCUAAGAACACACCAAUUUGACGCAGCUCUUCGUGAUCUUGAGUACCACGCCCCGGGGUCCGAACCAUCCGAGAAACUGCUUUCCGCUUUGUACUCGCUCCAGAGAUUCCGAGAGGCCUGCGACGUUCAUAUUUUGCUGAGCAAGGCCUACCCACCUCGCCAGACUUCAAAGGAAGAAUUUGAUCGGGCUUUAGCACGACUUGCAGAGCAGAAUAAAGGCAAAUAUCAAUUCAAGAAACUGCAUGAUGAAGCCAGGAGAAACCGCCCGAUCAACCUCGACCAUGCUACAUACAUUGGCCCUGUGACUGUGAAGCCCACUGAGUCGUGCGGAAGAGGUCUAUUCACCACCCAAGCAGUGAAGCCUGGCGAUCUUCUCUUAUGUGAGAAAGCCUUCUCUUAUGCGUUCCAGGAUGCCGACGAGCCCAAGCCCAAUAAAAAGCUCACCCUUUUUAUCAAUCCACAAACGAACCGCGUGAGUGGGGAUUCCCAAGUACGGCUACUUGAGACAACCGUCCAAAAGCUCUCCAAGAACCCAUCGCUCAUGUCAGCCUUUAACGAUCUCUACCAUGGCUCGUACAAGCCCGUUGAGAUCGUAGAGGUAGAUGGUAUUCCAGUCGUGGAUACUUUCCUCUCAGAGUGUAUCAUCUCUUUGAAUGCAUUCGGCUGCCCUAUCCUCUCUCAUGAAUCUCAUAUCAAUGCUACGGCAUGUGCGAGGGGUCCCCAAAGCGAGGGAGACCAAUAUCAGGCAUGUGGGAUAUGGCGCCUGGCAUCCUACACCAACCACUCUUGCAACAGUAAUGCGAGACGUGCAUUUAUUGGAGAUAUGAUGAUAAUCCGUGCGACGAGGAAUCUUCCUCCAGACAGUGAAAUUACCUUCUGGUACAAAUCUCCUGUCGAAGGCGGGUCCACGGACGAACAAGUGGACCUAGCGCACUGGGGCUUCAAGUGCACUUGCGUCAUAUGCCAUAACACCGACGAGACCCCGGGCACUGCCUUGGCAAAGAGAAAGAAACUCAAGGCCGAUUUGAUGGAAGCCUUUGAGUCUCCUGGUAAGCCCGACACAAUCAAGAUAGAAGCCACCAUCGCUUCCUUGGAGGACACAUAUCAUCGCCCACUCUCUGAAGUUCCUCAGCUCGGUAUUUGGGAUGCGUAUUUGGCACUUGCGAUGAUCUAUGCCGUGUAUGACCGGCCUGAGAAAGCCAUUGAGUCGGCUUUUAGAACGCUAGAAUCACUUGGCUAUGUCAUUGAGGGCGGAAGGCCUCCCUUUCCUCCUACCGCGCCCCUUCUUGUCAAGAAAUGGGGUUUGAUGAUGGAUGGUCUCGUGGGCUGCUGGAUGUGUCUCGCCGGUGUCUAUCGGAAGAGGUACCCCUGGCUUGUGGCCCAAUCAGAGGAGUAUGCCAGGAUAAGCUAUCUGGCUUGCAUCGGGGAAGACGAGACAUUCAAGGAAACCUACAGUACGGAGUCGGGCCGACCUGAUGGUCUUCGCGUCUCAAAGACCUAG
Messenger RNA from Penicillium paradoxum, 2241 nucleotides. Its product is annotated as TPR domain protein. The coding region runs from base 1 to 2241 and encodes 746 amino acids. Gene Ontology annotation, molecular function: protein binding. The transcript has 4 exons. The record is from RefSeq and is a predicted model, not a curated record. Lineage: Eukaryota; Fungi; Ascomycota; Eurotiomycetes; Eurotiales; Aspergillaceae.